GGGAGGGAGAGAGCACGAACAACAACAACAAGGUUUACAAUUUAUAAAUGCGCUUCUAAAUACUGUGGCCUCUCUCUCUAGGAUUCCCCCAUACCUACUUUCAGCUCUUAAGAGCACGCAUCACUGUUGCACUUCUUACUCGUUCUCCCUCUUUUUUUUUCUUCUUCUUCUUCUUCGCUAAACCCCCCCUUUAUUUUUCCUAUCUCACUAACAUCGAUGGGAGACGAGAAUAAGACCAAGUCCCCUGCUUCCGGCGUGUGGUCCACCAUCAAGCCUUUCGUCAAUGGCGGAGCCUCCGGCAUGCUCGCCACCUGUGUCAUUCAACCCAUCGAUAUGAUCAAGGUGAGGAUUCAACUUGGGCAAGGAUCAGCUGCGCAGGUCACUUCCACCAUGCUUAAGAAUGAGGGUGUUGCUGCCUUCUAUAAGGGUCUAUCUGCUGGAUUACUCAGGCAGGCUACAUACACCACUGCCCGUCUUGGAUCAUUUAAAAUCUUGACGGCCAAAGCUAUUGAGGCUAAUGAUGGGAAGCCCCUGCCACUGUAUCAGAAAGCUCUGUGUGGGCUGACUGCUGGUGCUAUCGGAGCAAGUGUUGGUAGUCCAGCAGACUUGGCACUCAUUCGGAUGCAGGCUGAUGCAACAUUACCUGCUGCUCAGCGCCGAAAUUACACAAAUGCCUUCCAUGCACUCUAUCGAAUUACUGCAGAUGAAGGGGUUUUGGCGCUUUGGAAAGGUGCUGGGCCUACUGUUGUAAGAGCCAUGGCAUUGAACAUGGGCAUGCUUGCAUCUUAUGAUCAAAGUGUUGAGUUCUUCAGGGAUUCUGUUGGUCUUGGUGAAGGUGCUACUGUGCUAGGUGCAAGUUCUGUUUCUGGAUUUUUCGCAGCAGCUUGCAGUUUACCAUUUGACUAUGUCAAGACCCAGAUCCAGAAGAUGCAACCUGAUGCUGAUGGGAAAUAUCCAUACACUGGCUCCGUUGAUUGUGCUGUCAAAACCUUCAAAGCAGGAGGACCAUUCAAAUUUUACACCGGAUUCCCUGUCUAUUGUGUUAGGAUUGCUCCUCAUGUGAUGAUGACAUGGAUUUUCCUGAACCAGAUACAGAAAUUGCAGAAAUCCUACGGGUUGUAGUUUGUAGUUCUCCGUGGUAACGGAUAUUUUCUGUUGAAUUCAAGCUUUUUGAGCAUAUUGAAUAAUUUGUUGGCUGGGUUGUAGCCCUUUUUGGCAACUAAACACCAAUGGAGCUGAUCAUUUUUUAAGUUUAAUUAAUCAUCCGAAUGAAGCGAGAAUUUGCAUACAAACAUUGUAUUAGUUAUAUAUAUAGAAUUGGAUGCGGCUGGAGCAGUUUAGUAUAAUUCCAUUUUAGCAUGGAUGUCAUUGAGAAACUAGAAUAAGUAAACUCCCGACAUCAAGUUUUGUAAUUUCUUUCCAUAUUUAUUUGUUGCAAGCUUUUCCUUUAA
Glycine soja is the source of this 1451-nucleotide messenger RNA. Its product is annotated as mitochondrial dicarboxylate/tricarboxylate transporter DTC-like. The record is from RefSeq and is a predicted model, not a curated record. Gene Ontology annotation, molecular function: oxoglutarate:malate antiporter activity. Bases 217 to 1122 code for a protein of 301 amino acids. NCBI's taxonomy places the organism in Eukaryota, Viridiplantae, Streptophyta, Magnoliopsida, Fabales, Fabaceae. The transcript is spliced from 6 exons.